GUCAAAAAAAUUUAACACAACAGCAGUGUGAAGAGACCUGAAAAGUGGGCACAUGGCAGCAGUGUGUUGUCGAUUGAGACAGCAGCAAUGGGAGAGCCGUAACAUGGGACCAUUGAGAGACUCUAGACUUGGCAGCAGCAUGAGGAGGCGGUAUAGUAGGGGCCCAUUGGCAGAAUUAGGGGCCUGCAGCAGCUAUGUUGAGGACCCGUAAUCUGCCUGCCACGCCAAUGUCAAAAAAUUAAACACCCCAGCCGUGUGAAGAGACCUGAAAGUGGCACAUGGCAGAGGUGGGCGUGGAGACAGCAGCAAUGGGGGGCCGUAAAGGGGCCCCCUGAAGACCCCUGGACCUUUGGGAGCAGCAAGA
Molecule: messenger RNA, 364 nt
Organism: Staurois parvus
Lineage: Eukaryota; Metazoa; Chordata; Amphibia; Anura; Ranidae
Source: the annotation of a GenBank genome assembly